Molecule: messenger RNA, 1999 nt
Organism: Hemiscyllium ocellatum (epaulette shark)
Lineage: Eukaryota; Metazoa; Chordata; Chondrichthyes; Orectolobiformes; Hemiscylliidae
Product: CYTL1 domain-containing protein
Exons: 4
Coding region: 78-389 (103 amino acids)
Biological process (GO): positive regulation of transcription by RNA polymerase II
Source: RefSeq, a predicted model, not a curated record
UGUUGUCCUUUGAUUUGGUCUUGCUCCUAUCUGCUGCAGUGGUUAACCAUGCAGCUCCUCCGACCUGCUACUCAAGAAUGCUGAGCAUGAGAAAAGAAAUCAAGAGCAACAUUGAGAACCUAGAGGCAAAACAAUUCACAAAACGUUGUGUUGCUAAGCUGCCUGACCUGCACAUAGAUAUCCAUAAUUUCUGCGUGAUGUCAAAACUGCGGGCUUACCUACAGGCUGUGGAGAAGGUGACUGAUCGGCGCUGCCAGAAUGUGCUGCAGCCAACAGUUCAGUUAAUCAGACGCUUGUACCUCAUCAUGGUGAUACCAUGUAAGGCGGAGCUUGUGUUCUUGACGGACAACUGCAGUGCAUUACAGAGAAAAGCAAGCACUACAACUUGAACGUGCCAAAUAACAAGAUAUAAUUUUUAAAAAUGUAUUUAUGUACUUUUCUAUGUAAAGUUGAGUUUUCAGAAUACAAGCAUCUUUAAGGUUAUAUUACUUGCAGGGAUGGCAAGAGAUGUUCUAUAUUAGCUGAGUAAUAGAUUGUUAAUCUUAUACUGCCUUGCAUAGUCAGGUUUAUUUGAGAGUAGGUGAGAUCUUCAAAUCUACUUUUGCCCUCCCCUGCUGGCUACUGUUGGAAUUCUGUACCAGAAGUUCCAGUUUUGAUUUUCAGGCUGUGCUAGUUUAACUGAAUGUAGCUGUGACAGAGGCUUAAGGCCAUCUUCAGUGAGUCUCAGUGUCCGGCAAUAGAGAGUGGGUAGAAAUCAGCCAGAAUUCUACUCCUGCUGGGAAGCCUGUUGGUAGAACAGGGAAAAAGAGUAUGAUCACACUCAGUUCUGUUGCCACAUUCAUCAAAUAAUCUGCCAACAAGGACAAUUUAGGCAAGUACCUGCAGGGAAGUUGGUAGUUACUGAAGAAAAUCCCUGACUUCAGGAAAGGAAGAGAGAGAGAGAAAAAAAAUCUGGUUGAGACUUUACAUUGUCAGAGAAACUCUCAAUGUUGGCUGCCACAAUUCCAGGAAAACUUUGGGAGUCUGCAAAUGUGCAAACUAACAUGGAAAUUCCAAAGUUGGUUUCAUGAUUUAAAGCCCUCCAGAGGGUUCAGUCCCUUCCUCCUGCCCAUCUCCACUCUACAGUAUAAUCCUAGGCAACCAGUGAAUUGGUGAGAACUUUGCUGUUGAAAAACCUCUUAAACCAAAUACAACUUGUUGACUGUGUUACAACUGGGGUUUUAACAGAGCACUAACUUCAUAAUUAUGAUUAAACACAUUUACUGUCUUUAGCUUUCUGAAAAUUUCAACUAAAGUUGAAGGAUAAAGUGCUUUUAAUGUCUGGAUUUGCUGUUGGUGAGUACACUUGAAUGUGAUUGGCUGCUUACUUAGUUUCCUGACUCACUACUGCUACGUGCUUGGAGAGACCCUAAAGUGGCAUGAGAUUUAAACUGCCAUUGGGAGAGAGAACGUCUUUACCAGAGAUCUUUGCAAGUGACUUUAGUCAAUGUCAGUGGUUGGUGCCAGUGCUCCCCAUUCCUCUUGCCAAGAGUUCAAUACAAUGCUGCAAUAGUCAUUCCUACCAUAAUGCAAACAGUUUCACAACCAGAUUACAUUGCUAAUGAUGGGACAAUAUUUUGUAAGUUUCUCCUUUUCCAAUGUGAGGAGUCAUAAAUCCAUUUUGUCAGGAGUGAGUCCUGAUAUGUCUCACAUCUUGCCUUUGGAACAAUUGGUCUCUUGCUAGGAAGCCGCACACCUGUUCAAUCAUUCUUGACUUCAUGCAUUUCAAGUGGUAACAUCCCCUAGUUACAAGAAACAAGGCUGAAGAUAAACCAAACUAAGUGAGGGUGUCAGCUAAUGAAAAAGAACUACCAGACUGACUAUUUGCUGGGUGUGUAUUACCAGUUACAUGGAGGCAUAAGUAAGAGGUUCAGACACUGGGAUAACACAGAAAUGAAUCUAAAUUAGAGUGGUGCUGGAAAAGCACAGCAGGCCAUGCAGCAUCCGAGGAGCAGGAAGA